Messenger RNA from Clonostachys solani, 675 nucleotides. Lineage: Eukaryota; Fungi; Ascomycota; Sordariomycetes; Hypocreales; Bionectriaceae. The record is from the annotation of a GenBank genome assembly.
AUGGUCUCCUUCAAGCAACUUUCUGUUCCCGCCGUUGUCUUGCUCGGCCUUGCUGAGCAAGCUGCGGCAGCUCCUUACAAUACCAUGGCCGACAUCGACGUCCGCGAUGCCAACGGGCCUCUCGACUCCGUGAAUCUCGACCUUCUCGCCCGAGCUCUAUAUGAAGAUUCCGAUGUCGAACUUGUCGCCCGAGCUCUGCACGACCAAGAUAUGGACCUCGACCUCGUCGUCCGAGCCAUUUUUGACGAGAAUAUUGACCUUGAGACCCGAGCCGGCAUCCUCAGCGCCCUCAAGGCAGUCCCCAAAGCUUUCAAGGGCAUCUCCAAAAUCAAGAAUAUCAUCCCUGGAUCUAGCGCGCUUAAGAAGGCGGUUACCGUUGGCGUGAAGGCCAAGAACGGCAUCAAGAAGGUUGCCAGCAAGGUUGCCAACAGCAAGCACAAGGGCAAGACUUUUGAUCGUGUUCUCUCCUCUACCAAUACUUCCAUGGCUAUUGCCAACACGAAGAAGACCCUCUCGCCCUCGAAGAAGAAGGCCGCACCCAAGAAGAAGGCUGCGGCCAAGAAGGCUGCUCCCAAGAAGAAGGCCGCACCCAAGAAGAAGGCUGCUCCCAAGAAAGCUGCGGCCAAGAAGGCUGCUCCCAAGAAGGCCGCAGGCAAGAAGGGUAAGAAGCACUAA